UAGAGAGGCUGCACCCCGCUGUACCCUUCCCCCCUUUUCUACCCACGGGUACACUGGCGCCCCCUACGCACAGGAGCUGUCCCUGGGCCCCCGCUCCGGCGCGGAGACCCCCGUGGACCUCCGGGGGCGGGAGGCCGCUCUGGCCGCAAGUCGAGCCUCUCGCUGGUAGACGGGCCCGAGGGAGCCCCUCUGGGCGCGGCGCCGCGGAGCUGCUCGAUGCUCCGGCCGGAAGUGCUCUUCACCGCCUGCCUCUCACCCGGCUCUCUGGUCCCGGCGGUAAGAUGGCGGCUGCCGCGGAGUGCGAUGUGGUAAUGGCGGCGACCGAGCCAGAGCUGCUGGACGACGAAGAAGCGAAGAGGGAAGCAGAGUCUUUCAAGGAACAAGGAAAUGCAUACUAUGCCAAGAAAGAUUACAACGAAGCGUAUAACUAUUAUACAAAAGCCAUAGAUAUGUGUCCUAAAAAUGCUAGCUAUUAUGGUAACCGAGCAGCCACACUGAUGAUGCUUGGACGGUUCCGGGAAGCCCUUGGAGAUGCCCAGCAGUCAGUGCGACUGGAUGACAGUUUCGUCCGGGGACAUCUACGAGAGGGCAAGUGCCACCUCUCUCUAGGGAAUGCCAUGGCAGCCUGUCGUAGUUUCCAGAGAGCCCUAGAACUGGAUCAUAAAAAUGCUCAGGCGCAGCAGGAGUUUAAGAAUGCUAAUGCGGUCAUGGAAUAUGAGAAAAUAGCAGAAACGGAUUUUGAGAAGCGGGAUUUUCGGAAGGUUGUUUUCUGCAUGGAUCGUGCCCUAGAAUUUGCCCCUGCCUGCCAUCGCUUCAAAAUCCUCAAAGCAGAAUGUUUAGCAAUGCUGGGUCGUUAUCCAGAAGCACAGUCUGUGGCCAGUGACAUUUUACGAAUGGAUUCCACCAACGCAGAUGCUCUGUAUGUACGAGGUCUUUGCCUUUACUAUGAAGAUUGUAUUGAGAAGGCAGUGCAGUUUUUUGUGCAGGCUCUCAGGAUGGCUCCUGACCACGAGAAGGCCUGCAUUGCUUGCAGAAAUGCCAAAGCACUCAAAGCAAAGAAAGAAGAUGGGAAUAAAGCAUUUAAGGAAGGAAAUUACAAGCUAGCCUAUGAACUGUAUACAGAAGCCCUGGGGAUAGACCCCAACAACAUAAAAACCAAUGCUAAACUCUACUGCAAUCGGGGUACUGUUAAUUCCAAGCUUAGGAAACUAGAUGAGGCGAUAGAAGACUGCACAAGUGCAGUGAAGCUCGACGACACUUACGUAAAAGCCUACUUGAGAAGAGCCCAGUGUUACAUGGACACAGAACAGUAUGAAGAAGCAGUGCGGGACUAUGAGAAAGUGUAUCAGACGGAGAAAACUAAAGAACACAAACAGCUCCUAAAAAAUGCACAGCUGGAACUGAAGAAGAGUAAGAGGAAAGAUUACUACAAGAUCCUGGGAGUGGACAAGAAUGCCUCUGAGGAUGAGAUCAAGAAAGCAUAUCGGAAACGGGCCUUGAUGCACCAUCCAGAUCGGCACAGUGGAGCCAGUGCGGAGGUUCAGAAAGAAGAGGAGAAGAAGUUCAAGGAAGUGGGAGAGGCCUUUACCAUCCUCUCGGAUCCCAAGAAAAAGACUCGCUAUGACAGUGGACAGGACCUGGAUGAGGAGGGCAUGAAUAUGGGCGAUUUUGAUGCAAACAACAUCUUCAAGGCGUUCUUUGGUGGUCCUGGGGGCUUCAGUUUUGAAGCAUCUGGUCCAGGGAAUUUCUUCUUCCAGUUUGGCUAAUGAAGGGCAGCCCCCAGAGCCCAGAACAUGCUGAGCCGCUCGGUGUCGCCUGGUGUGGACAUGGUCACCUCCCCCUUCAUCAGUCUCCAUGUCCUUAGAGUCGUUUCUUGGUCGGAUACCCUGUGUCUGUGAGUUGGUGGAGGAAGGGAGCCAGUGCCCAGGACUGCGGGGGGUGGGGGGCAGGGAGGCAGCUUGUGAAGUUUUGUUUUACUGUUUAACUUUAUUAAAAAAGAAAAAAAGAAGAGAAUAAAAUGUUUUGACCCUUUCUGGCCCUUUGCUCUGG
Messenger RNA from Carlito syrichta (Philippine tarsier), 2049 nucleotides. It is a transcript of the gene DNAJC7, whose product is annotated as DnaJ heat shock protein family (Hsp40) member C7. Gene Ontology annotation, molecular function: protein binding. Bases 282 to 1766 code for a protein of 494 amino acids. The transcript is spliced from 14 exons. The record is from RefSeq and is a predicted model, not a curated record. NCBI's taxonomy places the organism in Eukaryota, Metazoa, Chordata, Mammalia, Primates, Tarsiidae.